Messenger RNA from Colius striatus (speckled mousebird), 1399 nucleotides. RefSeq names its product SPARC (osteonectin), cwcv and kazal like domains proteoglycan 1 (gene SPOCK1). The coding region runs from base 83 to 1390 and encodes 435 amino acids. Lineage: Eukaryota; Metazoa; Chordata; Aves; Coliiformes; Coliidae. Gene Ontology annotation, molecular function: protein binding; calcium ion binding. The record is from RefSeq and is a predicted model, not a curated record. The transcript is spliced from 11 exons.
CAGCGCACAAAGGAGAGGACGCGGCGGAGGACGCGGCGGCGCGCACGGUGCUCGGAACCCUGGCCAGCUGCACUGCCUGGAGAUGUCGGGGGUGCUGGUAAUUGCAGCCUGGUGCUUCCUGCAAGUGGAGAGCCGGCAUCCUGAAAUCAUCACGAGUAAUAGCAAUCAUGGCAAUUUCCUGGACAACGAUAAAUGGCUGAGCACUGUUUCGCAGUAUGAUAAAGACAAGUACUGGAACAAAUUCAGGGAUGAUGAUUAUUUCAGAAACUGGAAUCCAAACAAGCCUUUUGAUCAAGCACUUGAUCCAUCCAAAGAUCCGUGUUUGAAGGUGAAGUGCAGCCCACAUAAAGUGUGUGUCACUCAUGAUUAUGAAACUGCUAUUUGUGUGAGCCGCAAGCAGCUGGUACACAGCCUUCGACAGAAGAAAGGAAACUUGGCCCAGAAGCACUGGACUGGACCAGCUAACAUAGUAAAAUGCAAGCCUUGCCCUGUGACACAUGCCAAUGCUGUCUGUGGAUCUGAUGGACAUACAUAUACUACCAAGUGCAAGUUGGAGUUUCAUGCAUGUACUUCUGGCAAAACCAUCACAGCUCGAUGUGAAGGGCCUUGCCCCUGCCUUCCAGGGCCUGAAAGUUCUAAACACAAGAUGGAGAAGAGUGCUUGCACAGACAAAGAGCUGAGGAACCUUGCUUCACGACUAAAAGACUGGUUUGGUGCUCUUCAUGAGGAUGCAAAUCGUGUCAUCAAACCAACGAGCUCGGAGACAGCACAAGGCAGAUUUGACACCAGCAUACUACCAAUCUGUAAGGAUUCCUUAGGCUGGAUGUUCAACAAACUUGACAUGAACUAUGACCUGCUGCUGGAUCCCUCGGAGAUCAGUGCCAUUUAUCUGGAUAAGUAUGAGCCAUGUGUCAAGCCUCUCUUCAACUCUUGUGACUCCUUCAAGGAUGGAAAGCUUUCAAAUAACGAGUGGUGCUACUGCUUCCAGAAGCCAGGUGGUCUUCCUUGCCAGAAUGAAAUGAAUAGAAUUCAAAAGCUAAGCAGAGGGAAGAGUCUGUUGGGUGCUUUCGUCCCACGGUGCAACGAAGAAGGUUAUUACAAAGCCACUCAGUGCCAUGGCAGCACAGGGCAGUGCUGGUGUGUUGAUAAGUACGGGAAUGAGAUAGCCGGCUCAAGAAAGCAAGGGACAGUUAGUUGUGAAGAAGAGCAAGAAACAUCAGGGGAUUUUGGCAGUGGUGGAUCUGUUGUAUUGUUGGAUGAUUUGGAAGACGAACCUGAAGCAGCAAAAAAAGACAAAGAAGGGAAACUGAAGAUUCACGUAAGAGCAGCUAAUGAAGAUGAUGAAGAUGAAGAUGAUGACAAGGAUGAUGAAAUUGGUUAUAUAUGGUAGUGCCCAUCA